AUGGCAAUGUCUGACACUUUUACUAAAGGAAAAUUGCUUGAGCUCUUUCAAACUUCUGUAUUUACUAAACCGCUUAUUGUCAGGGUUAAUCAUAUAACAAAAUCUACAGUAAUAGAAGCAACAAUUGGAGACGAUGUUAUAUUAUUAGAUGCUUAUUUUUAUGAGUCUAAGGACCCAUUAGAAACAAUCAACGAUGGUGACUUUUUAAAAAUAAUGAAAGCAGAAUUUCACAUUUUGUGUUCUUAUUCAAAAGAAACACAAAUUAAAUUAGAAAUUAUUGAAUAUGAAAAUAUCGACACCACACGAGAUAAACUUGUUACUUAUGAUUACGGAAACGGUAAUGACUUAAAUCAAUUCAAAUGUAAAAUAAGUAAAGUUGAUACAAAGGUUGAUUCUUCAGACUUAUCAAAAAGAAAAAUCACACCAUUUGCUGUGAUCACAACAAUGACAAACAAUGUCACUAUUAAAGGGCGAGUAAUAUCAAAAAGUAACAUAACAAGAACAGUAACAGGAACAAAAUUAUGUUUUUUGCUUCAAGACGCCAAUGAAAAUGAAAUGACAGUUAAUUGUUAUGAUAAUGAAUGUGAACAGGCGUUUGAUAUGUUUCAAGUUGGAUCAGUGUAUUUCAUAUAUUGUAGACAAUUUAAAGAAAUAAAGAGUAGUAUACACUUAAGAGAAAAAGAAAUUGAUGUGAAUAUGACUUAUACAUGUGAAAUACCGACGCAAGAGUCUGAAAAUGAUAUUCCUUCAAAAGGUUUAAUCACUACAAUUUCUUAUUUAAAAAAUGCAACCGUUGAAAAAUUGUACGAUGUGAGUGGAGUUGUAAUUAAAAUAAACAAAGAAGAUAAUGUGACCAAAGGAGGUAAAGUGUAUCGGACUAUAUUAGUCGUUGAUCAAUCGAAUUAUAUCAUUGAAAUUAAAUUUUGGGGUGACACCUCGACUCUACCAGACAAACUUGAAAUGUUUAAAAAAAUAUACACAUUCAGAAACGUGUUACUUGGAGCAUUCAAAGUACGAUCAUUAAACUUUUUUUAA
Messenger RNA from Entamoeba invadens IP1, 1035 nucleotides. RefSeq lists its product as hypothetical. The transcript has a single exon. The coding region runs from base 1 to 1035 and encodes 344 amino acids. The record is from RefSeq and is a predicted model, not a curated record. NCBI's taxonomy places the organism in Eukaryota, Evosea, Mastigamoebida, Endamoebidae.